AGCAGGAGAUCGAAAAAAAUGGCGGAGCUCGGGAAAAUCUGUCCCGAGUCUUUGCCCUGCCGUGUCAACUACACGCAGAAAACGUCGUGUCAAGGGAAGCUGUUCAUCUUCCUUUGUGUACUUAUAGUGGAUUCCGGAGGAGCUACGACUCACUGGGUUGUCACGGAGGACGGAAAAAUUCAACAACAAGUGGACUCACCUUUAAACUUAAAACAUCCUCAUGAUGUUGUGAUCUUGAUGAGGCAAGAAACUCGUGUGAACUACCUCAAGAAGCUGGAGAAGCAGCUGGUAGCACAGAAGAUUCAUAUUGAGGAGAAUGAAGACCGAGACACAGGUUUGGAGCAGCGGCACUACAAGGAAGAUGCAGACUGUGUGCUGGCUAAGGUGCCCCUAGGAGACCUGGAUCUGUAUGAUGGCACAUAUAUCUCCUUAGAAAAUAAAGACAUCAAUCCUGAAGACUAUGUAGAUAUACAGUCUGCUCUGCCUCCUGAUCUAGAAAAGCCAGACUGUGCAAAAAUCUUUGAACUACCGUAUAGUAUCCAUUCUUUCCAGCAUCUCAGGGGUGUACAAGAAAGGGGAAACCUGACGUCUCCACUUCUUUCUACGGAUGAUCCCAUCUUUAGUUCGCUGUCUAAAAAGCUGGGCCGCAGUGUUGAUGAGGUGGGCUAUCACAUCUAUCAGAGCCUGCUGAGGAACUCAUCUUCCUGGGUGCUGUACAACAUGGCAUCGUUUUACUGGCGUAUGAAAAAUGAGCCUCAGAGAGCAGUGGACUGUGUAGUGCGUGCUUUGCAUUUCUCUCCAAGGCAGCAUAAGGACGUGGCGUUGAUCAACAUGGCCAACGUUCUGCACCGUGCCCAUUUCUCAGCAGAUGCUGCCAUUCUCGCCCAUGCUGCUCUUGACCUUACCUCAGACCUCUUCACCAGUCAAUACACUUUGGGUAACAUUUAUGCUAUGCUUGGGGAAUACAACCACUCAGUGCUGUGUUACGAGCAAGCACUGCAGGCCCAGCCAGGCUUCGAGCAGGCCCUGAGGAGGAAGCAUGCAGUGCUCUGUCAGCAAAAGCUGGAGCAGCGCCUAGAAGCCCAGCACAGAUCCCUGCAGCGAACGCUGAAUGAGCUGAAGGAGUAUCAGAAGCAACACGACCACUACCUCCGCCAACAAGAGGCACUGGACAAACAUAAGCUGCUGCAGGAAGAGCAGAUCCUGCGCAACAUUAUCCAUGAAACUCAGAUGGCCAAAGAAGCUCAGCUUGGGAACCAUCAGAUGUGUCGGCUGGGUCAGCAGCAGCGCAGCCUCUACUGCCCUUUCGACCUGCCUGUGCGUUACCACCGAGGUGACCUUUUCGAACAUGUCCAGUAUGUCCAAUUUGGGGAGGAGGUGUCUGUAGCUUCCAGUGUGGCACUUGUGUCAGAGCGCAACUCGAACCAGACAGCAGCCAGCCCCAGACUCCAUCCCUCCGUGUCCGGAGAGCAGGACCCUGCAGCCGCCCUCUGGGGGAGCCAUCAAGAUUACACACAGGACAUACAGAAGAUCUUGUGGCCUCAGAGUACAGACUGUGUACAGGAGUACUCUCAUGUACCUCCUGCUCACUUGCUGCCAACCUAUUACCUUUCACCUGAAACUCAAGGCCUCAACCCAGUGGCAUCUCUCCUCUAUGGCAGCAGCAGACCUUCCCAGGCUGUAGGUGUACCAGAUUGUGGCACUGCCCCCCAACCAUACCCAGCCCUCCUGCCUGCUUCAUUAGACUGGACCCUGGAAGAAAAUGAGCUCCCAGAUCCUUUUGCCUCAGAGAUACUACGUGUACGCAGUGGAGGAUUUACACUAGAGCAGAUUGGCAACAGAAUUGCUCACGCUAUGAAACAAAGUACUAUACCCCAGUGGCAGGUCCACAAUGAGGCAGCUCUUUUUUGGCGGGCCAAAGGCAAUGGCAGUCGUGUCCUGCAGUGCCUGCGACAAGUGCUGAGUUCAGCGCCACCAUCCCACCACCAUUUGCCUCUCACCAAUGCUGCUAACCUGCUGCUGCACCACGGCAUGACCACCCAAUCACAAACACUGCUGGAGCAUGCCUUGGCACUCAAUGCCUCAGAGCCUCACAUCCUGCUCAGCCUCGUGAGUGUGCAUUUGGCCCAGAGCAAUGUGACAGGUGCUCUGGAUUUGUUCCGCCGCAUCCUGGAAUCGACCCUGUCCUCCCCAUCUUCCUUCUCAUCCUUUGCUAGCUGUGAACAGUGUCGCAGCAGCCUACCUUUGCUGCGGUGCCUUCAGUUCUACCCCUCCCUUUACAACCUUUCACACCGGGAGUCUUGCUCACAGGGUGGUGUCUGUAUGCCUGAAGAAGAUCUGAGCAUACAGCUGGAGGAGUGGGAGGACAGCGAAGAGAAGCAGGAUACAGCUGCAGUUUCUGCCAUAGAAGACACACUGCUCUUUGACAAGGUCAUCUUGGAUAGUAAUGGCUCAGGCGAAGCAGCUGCACAGCAGCCGUCUCCCUCCACCUCAGGAACAACUAAAAUGACUCCAACCUUUGGAGAUGGAGGAGUGGAAAAAGAGGAAGAAUGGCAGCUGAAGGAGGACCUGAUGGGAGCGUUUGAAGGAGCAUUGGAUGUGGGAGGGAAACACGGGGACCUACGAGGGAUCCGAGUGCUAAAGAACGACCGUGUAAUGGGCGCUCGGGCAGGAAGUGGGCCAUGCUUUGGAAAUUGUGAGGAUGAUGAUGGAGCAGAGUGGAUCACUUUCCAAGUAAAGAGGGUCCGUAAACCUAAGGGGGAUGGGUCAGAAAAUGCCGGCAUCUCUGAUGAGAGCCAGACUGAGGAGUCCAUGUCUGCAGGGAACUCUGUCCUGGAGAUCAGUGGUCCAACCAUCCCGUCCCCUGGCCCUUCAGGUCGCUGGAGAGACUAUGCAAGUCUUGGGUGGCCCGGACCAGAGGAGUGCCAACGGACACGAAGGGUUGACCUCACCACAGUAGCUAGUACCUGGUUGGCCGUUUCUGCCAAGAAUAUUGACAUCACGGACCACAUAGACUUUGCCACUCCACUCCAGGAGCCAGCGGCUGAACCUUUAUGUAAUGCCAACUUGGCUGCUAGUAUGCACACCCUGGACCACCUGGCAGGUGUAUCCAACCGCGCCGCCAUCCACUACACAGGGGAGGGCCAACUGCGUGAGGUCCUUCAGAACCUUGGCAAAGAUACGUUCUCCCCCCAGUCCUUUGAGCAGGUGGGCACACGCAUCGCUAAAGUACUGGAGAAGAAUCAAACAUCUUGGGUAUUAUCCAGUAUGGCUGCUCUGUACUGGAGAGUGAAAGGCCAAGGCAAGAGAGCCAUUGACUGCCUGCGACAAGCCCUUAACUAUGCUCCUCAUCACAUGAAGGACGUUCCUCUCAUCAGCCUGGCCAACAUCUUUCAGAAUGCUAGAUUAUGGGAGGACGCUCUAACGGUCGCCCGUAUGGCAGUAGAGAUCGCCCCUCAUUUUGUUGUAAACCACUUUACCCUGGCCAACGUCUAUAUCGCCAUGGAGGAGUUUGAAAAAGCCAUGCACUGGUACGAGUCUACUCUGAAGCUACAGCCGGAGUUCGCCCCCGCCAAAGAUCGCCUGCGAACUAUUCAGUGUUACCUUCUCACUAAGAGGGAGCGCCGUCAGCCCUGAGCCCCUCGGACUGACCCCGUGGGAUCAGGAACUCCUCAGACACAUGCACAGGCUCAGAAACAGGCCGAAAACCACCCAUAGUUUGCAUAAAGUCAAAAUAAUAAGAUUAACCUGAAAUAAGAGGAUAUCAACAUUAAUGUUGAAUUGAAGUUUUUUUUUUCUUAUUUGAUGUUAAACCUCCCCCAAGAAGUGGUUUGGACUAUCAGAGUGCAAACACACCGUUCUGCCCCACAACUGCAAAACUUCCACCAGUUAAAAUGUUCCGACGGUAAAUUAAACUUUUUUUUUUUCUACAUUUGCUUGACUUUCAAAACUUUUAAGUGGGAUAAAGGUAUUGCUUUUGAGUUUUGAAUGAUUUUGCAUCAUUUUAAUUUUAAUCUGGGCUACCUGGAAGAAAUGAUGUCAUUCUAAAAGACAACUGGAAGUACGUGGCAUCAAAAAUCCAUCGUUGGCUCGUUGUUUGAACAGCAGGGACACACUGUCACCUGAAGGUGGCGCCAUUUAAAAAAUAAAAAAAGCAACAUUUCAAUUUUUAACCAAAAAGGAUCUUGCACAGGAUUUUUGUAAGCUUUUUGCUUUUCUGCUCAGAGGUGAACUG
Nematolebias whitei (Rio pearlfish) is the source of this 4234-nucleotide messenger RNA. It is a transcript of the gene ttc17, whose product is annotated as tetratricopeptide repeat domain 17. Gene Ontology annotation, molecular function: protein binding. Gene Ontology annotation, cellular component: actin cytoskeleton; cytoplasm. NCBI's taxonomy places the organism in Eukaryota, Metazoa, Chordata, Actinopteri, Cyprinodontiformes, Rivulidae. Gene Ontology annotation, biological process: actin filament polymerization; cilium organization. The transcript has 25 exons. The record is from RefSeq and is a predicted model, not a curated record. The coding region runs from base 19 to 3636 and encodes 1205 amino acids.